AUGGGAAACAGCGCUGGGACGAGUGUUGAGGAACUACAAGCUUGUGAGAGUCAUCAGUGGUACAGAAGAUUUAUGACCGAAUGCCCGUCUGGACUUAUCACCUUUUACGAGUUUAAGCAGUUUUUUGGCCUGAAGAAUCUGUCGGAUAAGUCAAAUGCCUACGUUUGGACUAUGUUUUCAGCAUUUGAUAUGAACAGUGAUGGCUUCAUUGACUUCAUGGAGUAUGUAGCUGCUCUUAGCCUGGUGCUAAAUGGAGGAGUGCAGAAGAAGCUCCGCUGGUACUUCAAACUGUAUGAUGUAAAUGGGAGUGGAUGCAUCGACCAAGAGGAGCUGCUUCAGAUAAUUAAGUCCAUCCGUGCAAUCAAUGGAAUUCCUAGUGAGAUAUCAGCAGAGGACUUUGCCAACAUGGUGUUUGACAAGAUUGACAUUAAUAGAGAUGGUGAACUCUCCUAUGGAGAGUUCAUGGAGGGGAUUCAGAAUGACGAAAUGCUGCUGAGGACACUAACAGAGAGUUUGGACCUCACACACAUUGUCCAAAUAAUUCGAGGAGAAAUAAGUUCCAACAUCUAA
Messenger RNA from Cottoperca gobio, 570 nucleotides. It is a transcript of the gene guca1ab.2, whose product is annotated as guanylate cyclase activator 1Ab.2. Lineage: Eukaryota; Metazoa; Chordata; Actinopteri; Perciformes; Bovichtidae. Gene Ontology annotation, molecular function: calcium sensitive guanylate cyclase activator activity; calcium ion binding. The record is from RefSeq and is a predicted model, not a curated record. Gene Ontology annotation, cellular component: cone photoreceptor outer segment; photoreceptor inner segment. Gene Ontology annotation, biological process: visual perception; positive regulation of guanylate cyclase activity.